AUGACAAUCACGUAUUCCUGGAAAGCGGAGUCCCAUACGGACAAAGUCAAAGUCUCUUCCAAGGUCAUCCCCUUCCUCGACUUCCCAGUUAUUCAAAUCCACCUCCACGUCUCCAAAUUCGACUGGGAGGAGUCCGGUCAAAUGGUCGCCCACUUCCGACUCUUCCUCGAAAUUCCCGGGCAGAAAUCCAUCGUGUUCGAUCCGGCGCGGAAUGACGACGAUGUCUUCACCUACAACAUUCUCCUUCAAGUCAAGCUGUGCAACGGGAUCUACUCGACUUCAAGUUCCGCCGUUGCAGUGCAAACCAUCCCCGUCAAGGCGCAUUUCACUGUCAAGGAUGUCCUCGAUUAUAUCAUCGGUGUGAAGCAGCGCGAUCACUAUGAACUCGUUAAUGGUUUUGGAUGUCAGAGGUGGAAUGCGACUGUUCUUGCUGACUUCGCGGGAAAGGGGUGGGUGGGGAGAGAUGUGAAUGAUAUGGAGGCGGGACCGUUGAAGGUCCUUGUUGAUAGAGUUAGGAAUUUGUAUGGGGAUAUCAUGGUUUAUGACCCUCCUGGCCAUCCCGGCAGGUUCCUUCGUGAUGCGGUUUAUGCUUAG
This is a messenger RNA of Coprinopsis cinerea okayama7#130, 594 nucleotides long. RefSeq lists its product as hypothetical. The transcript has 2 exons. Bases 1 to 594 code for a protein of 197 amino acids. Lineage: Eukaryota; Fungi; Basidiomycota; Agaricomycetes; Agaricales; Psathyrellaceae. The record is from RefSeq and is a predicted model, not a curated record.